AUGUCUUCAGUCACUCUGGUUGGUGCUGACUCUCCACCGUCAGUCACUCUGAUUGGUAUUGAUACUCCACCGUCACUCACUCUGGUUCGUACUGACUCUCCACCGUCAGUCACUCUGGUUCGUACUGACUCUCAACCGUCAGUCACUCUGGUUCGUACUGACUCUCCACCGUCAGUCACUCUGGUUCGUACUGACUCUCCACCGUCAGUCACUCUGGUUCGUACUGACUCUCCACCGUCAGUCACUCUGGUUCGUACUGACUCUCCACCGUCAGUCACUCUGGUUCGUACUGACUCUCCACCGUCAGUCACUCUGGUUCGUACUGACUCUCCACCGUCAGUCACUCUGGUUCGUACUGACUCUCCACCGUCAGUCACUCUGGUUCGUACUGACUCUCCACCGUCAGUCACUCUGGUUCGUACUGACUCUCCACCGUCAGUCACUCUGGUUCGUACUGACUCUCAACCGUCAGUCACUCUGGUUCGUACUGACUCUCGACCGUCAGUCACUCUGGUUCGUACUGACUCUCCACCGUCAGUCACUCUGGUUCGUACUGACUCUCCACCGUCAGUCACUCUGGUUCGUACUGACUCUCCACCGUCAGUCACUCUGGUUCUUACUGACUCUCCACCGUCAGUCACUCUGGUUCGUACUGACUCUCAACCGUCAGUCACUCUGGUUCGUACUGACUCUCAACCGUCAGUCACUCUGGUUCGUACUGACUCUCAACCGUCAGUCACUCUGGUUCGUACUGACUCUCAACCGUCAGUCACUCUGGUUCGUACUGACACUCCACCGUCAGUCACUCUGGUUCUUACUGACUCUCCACCGUCAGUCACUCUGGUUCGUACUGACUCUCAACCGUCAGUCACUCUGGUUCGUACUGACUCUCCACCGUCAGUCACUCUGGUUCGUACUGACUCUCAACCGUCAGUCACUCUGGUUCGUACUGACUCUCAACCGUCAGUCACUCUGGUUCGUACUGACUCUCCAUCGUCAGUCACUCUGGUUCGUAGUGACUCUCCACCAUCAGUCACUCUGGUUCGUACUGAAUCUCCAUCGUCAGUCAUUCUGGCUUGUGCUGACUCUCCGCUGUCAGUCAUUCUGACUUGUGCUGACUCUCCACUGUUGGUCACUCUGGGUCAUAAUGACACUCCACCGUCAGUCAUUCUGGCUUGUGCUGACUCGCCGCUGUCAGUCAUUCUGGGUCAUGAUGACGCUCCACUGUCAUUCACUCUGGUUGGUACUGACAAUCCACUGUCAGUCAUUCUGGGUCAUAAUGACACUCCACUGUCAUUCACUCUGGGACGUACUGAUACUCAACUGUCAGUCACUCUUGUAGAUAAUGGUACUCCGCUGUUAUAG
Messenger RNA from Haliotis rufescens (red abalone), 1365 nucleotides. Its product is annotated as mucin-2-like. The coding region runs from base 1 to 1365 and encodes 454 amino acids. Lineage: Eukaryota; Metazoa; Mollusca; Gastropoda; Lepetellida; Haliotidae. The record is from RefSeq and is a predicted model, not a curated record. The transcript has a single exon.